GUAAAUAGAUGACUGGCUAACAGCGCCGGGAGGGGCUAUUUAAGCAGCAGCCUCCUGCCGGCCCACCCUGAACUUGGCUGGGCUCCCCGCCGCUCCGGUGGAAACGCGAAGCCAGCUGCGUCCUACUCUGAAGCCAUGAACGGAGGCGUGUGCCUGUGCGUGCUGAUGGCUGUACUGGCGGCGGGCGCCCUGGCGCAGCCGGUACCCGCGGCGGACCCUGCGGGCCCAGGGGCGCAGCAGGAGGAGGAAGCGCUCCGGCGGCAGCUGAGGGCCGUGCAGAAGGUGGACGGCGAGCCCCGAGCGCACCUGGGCGCGCUGCUGGCCAGAUACAUCCAGCAGGCCCGGAAAGCUCCUUCUGGCCGAAUGUCGGUCAUUAAGAACCUGCAGAGCCUGGACCCCAGUCACAGGAUAAGCGACCGGGACUACAUGGGCUGGAUGGAUUUUGGCCGGCGCAGUGCUGAGGAGUACGAGUACCCGUCCUAAGGGCCCCCACCUUUGUCAGCAGCCAGGAAGCAACCUCCUGGCUCAGAGGAGGCAGAAUACGAAAACAAUGACACUCACGACCCAUUGUCUCCGAAGUUUGACGUUUUAAGUAUCUAUUUAUUAAGUUUUCAAUGUGAAAACUAUGUCCGUAAUCUUGUUCACUACAACCUCACCCCUCACCGGAAUUGUACGAGCGGAAGACAAACCGUUUUCCUCGUCUGUGACACCUGGUCCUAAAGUGUUGCUAUGCUAUUAAAAUGAUUUCAUCCUG
Molecule: messenger RNA, 754 nt
Organism: Leopardus geoffroyi (Geoffroy's cat)
Lineage: Eukaryota; Metazoa; Chordata; Mammalia; Carnivora; Felidae
Gene: CCK
Product: cholecystokinin
Exons: 3
Coding region: 136-483 (115 amino acids)
Biological process (GO): digestion
Cellular component (GO): extracellular region; axon
Molecular function (GO): neuropeptide hormone activity
Source: RefSeq, a predicted model, not a curated record